AUGCGACUAGAACCGGAUCAAGUGCAAUUUGGACAAUGGCUCAGUAGUCUGGGAAACGGUACACUGCGAAUUCUUGAGCCCCGCCCCAUGAUAAAUGGCGUCGACGAUCUAAUUGAAGUACCGUCAGAGUGUGUGGUGGAAACAAAAGGCGAGCUAAUUGACAAUGUGUUUGGUGAACACCUGGACCAAGAUACGUCCAUGACAGCGAUACUCUCUCCAACAAACGUGUCCGCUAAAAAGAUAAACGCUCAUAUAUUGAGAAAAAAUGCACUAGAAGAGAGAGAAUAUCUCAGCUGUGACAGCUACACACUUGAUCCCAAUGACAAUUUUGACCCACCAAUUGAACUUUUGAAUUCAGUUGAAGAUCCCGGUCUACCACCGCACAGACUGACAUGGAAAAAGGGAGCCGUGGUAAUGCUUUUAAGGAAUGUUGAUUUACAAGCAGGCAUGUGCAAUGGAACUCGAUUGAAAGUUGUACAACUCCACGACCACACAAUAGACGUCGAGAUUUUGAGUAGAAAGCACAGGGGUGAGCAAUCACUCCUACCGUGUGUAAGAUUCAUCUGCGAGACAGAAAUUCUACCGCGGCCCCUCACUCGGUUGCAAUUCCCAGUCAAAGUCGGUUACGCCAUGACAAUUAAUAAAAGCUAA
Homalodisca vitripennis (glassy-winged sharpshooter) is the source of this 651-nucleotide messenger RNA. RefSeq lists its product as uncharacterized. NCBI's taxonomy places the organism in Eukaryota, Metazoa, Arthropoda, Insecta, Hemiptera, Cicadellidae. The record is from RefSeq and is a predicted model, not a curated record. Bases 1 to 651 code for a protein of 216 amino acids. The transcript has a single exon.